GCCGGCCCGGUGCCACUCGCCCGGCCGCCCGCCCGCCGCGCUCCGGGCUUCUCCUGGCUCCCUCCGACGCGCCGCGGCGGCCCGGCCUCCGGUCACCUGGCGCGGCGACCUCCCCGCGCCCCGCGGCUGGAGAAGGCGAGGCCGAGCCCGGCGGCCCCAGGGCGCGCUCGGCGGCGGAGCCGCGGGGACGAGACCCGGGGCGGAGCGGCAGAGGGCGGCGCGGGCGCGGACGCGAGUUGGGCAGCGCGCCGGGCAAGCCCGCGGAGCCGCCCUAGCCGGGUGCACGCGCCGGGCGGAGCGCGCAGGUGGGGCUGCCCUCACCGCGCUGCGCCCCGCGCGGCUCCCCCGCGGGCAGGAGGAUGGGCGCCGGCGCCCCGGGACCGCGCCCGCCGCUGCCGCCCCGGAGCCCGCCGCGAGCCCGGCGUCCCGCCCGCGCCCUGCGCUCAUGGACGGCGGCUCCCGGCUGGCGGCGGCGCGCCCCCGGGCUGUGAAUGCGACUCGCCCCUCGGCCGCGCUCCCCGCCCGCCCGCCCGCCGGGACGUGGUAGGGGAUGCCCAGCUCCACUGCGAUGGCAGUUGGCGCGCUGUCCAGUUCCCUCCUGGUCACCUGCUGCCUGAUGGUGGCUCUGUGCAGUCCGAGCAUCCCGCUGGAGAAGCUGGCCCAGGCGCCGGAGCAGCCGGGCCAGGAGAAGCGCGAGCACGCGUCUCGGGACGGCCCGGGGCGGGUGAGCGAGCUCGGGCGCCCCGCGAGGGACGAGGGCGGCGGCGGCCGGGACUGGAAGAGCAAGGGCGGCCGCGGGCUCGCCGGCCGGGAGGCGUGGAGCAAGCAGAAGCAGGCCUGGGCCGCCCAGGGCGGGGGCGCCAAGGCCGGGGACCUGCAGGGCCGGGCCCGCGGGGACACCCCGCAGGGGGAGCCCCCGGCCGCCGCCGCCCAGGACGCGGCCGGCCCGGACCUGGCGCCCACGCCGGAACCGCCGGAGGAGUACGCGUACCCGGACUACCGCGGAAAGGGCUGCGUGGACGAGAGCGGCUUCGUGUACGCCAUCGGGGAGAAGUUCGCGCCGGGCCCCUCGGCCUGCCCGUGCCUGUGCACCGAGGAGGGGCCGCUGUGCGCGCAGCCCGAGUGCCCGCGGCUGCACCCGCGCUGCAUCCACGUCGACACGAGCCAGUGCUGUCCGCAGUGCAAGGAGAGGAAGAACUACUGCGAGUUCCGGGGCAAGACCUACCAGACUCUGGAGGAGUUCGUGGUGUCUCCGUGUGAGCGGUGCCGCUGCGAAGCCAAUGGAGAGGUGCUGUGCACAGUGUCCGCAUGUCCACAGACGGAGUGUGUGGACCCCGUGUACGAGCCUGACCAGUGCUGCCCCAUCUGCAAAAAUGGUCACCUCUGCGAGAAAGGCUACGGUGCGUGGGUGGCCACGGAAAGGCUGACAGAGUUGCUUCUGACUGUUGGAACAGUUCCUCAAAAGCGUCCAGAGUCCGUGGUGCCGAAUUCAGGUAUGGACCGGACCAGGUGACUUAGAGGGCCCUAGAGGGCUAACAUUCGAUUAUUCUUUGGGACUAAUGCAUAAAUGUCUCUGAGGUCAUUAUUCAGCAGUCCGUUUUGGGUGCACAGAAAGAACAGUGUUCUUUGCUCUGUCAGUUCACAGGUUUUCUGGUCUUUCCCAUUUUCUAGCGUUAAGUCAUUUUGUAAAUUAACAAGAUAAUCGCUUAAAACAAAAGUACCCAGUUAUUCUUUGCAGAUCCACAGACAGAAGGCCCCCUGUCACCUCCCACUCAUGCGGACCGAGAGACACAUAAAAGCCGGGCAGGGGGAUCUGAGAAUCCCCAAGACAGCCUGGAGCCCUCAGCAGGCUUGCUGGCUUCGGUUCCAGCCACCGCGGCUGCUGACGGUUCCACCGAACACAUCUGGGCCUCACUUUGCUCAUCUCUAAAAGGAACCAGAUCAGGGGCACCUGGGUGGCUGAAUCGGUUAAGCGUCCGACCCUUGGUUUCCUCUCAGAUCACGAUCUCACGUCUUCGUGGGCUUGAGCCCCGAAUCAGGCUCUGUGCUGGCAGUGCGGAACCUGCUUGAGAUUCUCUCUCUGCCCCUCUCUCUCCCACUUGCUGUCUCUGUCUCUCUCCAAAUAAAUAAACUUAAAAAAGGAAACAGAUCAAAUGGUAUGUAUACACACACAGGUACCUUUAGAAAAAUUUAAAACUUCUAUUAUUUAAAUCAAAGGAAAUGCCUUAGCACGUAAAAUAAAUGUGAUUGAUACAGUUGACCCUUGAACAACACGGGUUUGAACUGCACACUUCAGAGAUUUUCUUUCAAUAAACAUGGUACAGGACUCUAAUGCCUUUUCUCUUCCUUUUAAUUUUCUUUUUUUUUAAAUUUUUAAUGUUUAUUUUUGAGAGAGAGAGAGAGAGAGAGAGAGAGAGACAGAGAAACAGAGAGAGAGCAAGGGAAGGGCAGGGAGAGAGGGAGACACAGAAUCCGAAGCAGGCUCCAGGCUCCGAGGCAUCAGCACAGAGCCUGAUGCGGGGCUCAAACUCACAAACCGCAAGAUCAUGACCUGAGCCGAAGUCGGACGCUCAACCGACCCAGCCACCCAGGUGCCCCAUCUUCCUUACAAUUUUCUGAAAAACAUUUUCUUUUCCCUGGCUUACUUUAUUAGAAGAAUACAGUAUAUACUACAUAUAACAUACAAAGUAUGCAUCCAUCAACUGUUCAUGUCAUUGGUAAGGCCUUGGGUCAACAGUAGGCUCUUUGUAGUCAAGUUUCAGGAAAGUCAAAAGUUAUAUGCAGGUUUUCGACUGUGUGGAUUGUCCGUGCCCAUGACCUCCGUGUUGUUUAAGGGUCAACUGUAUUUAGAAAAAGUGUGGCACAUUUCCCCCUGAAAACCGCAAAUUCAUUUAUCUCCUAGCAGUUAGAUUUUUGGAGCCCUCUCAGUGGCCCCUUGGAAGGAAAGGCUCAGUGCCCACACAGCUUCCCAGCUUGUCCACAGAGCACCCCCGCCCCGUCUUCUUCUACCUGCCUUCCCCGUGGUGAAUGUACACAGACCUGUGGGCACAUUCCUACCCCUGCUUUUCCCUGGUUGCUCAGUUCACCUGAAAUGCCUUGCAGCCCUUCUGGAAGAAGCAAACCCCGUCUGUCUUCAAGGACCAGUGCCAAAGCUCUUUACCGGCCUGUUCUCAGGCACCCCUCCCCCGGCAUCCACCGCCCUGAGGAGCCAUCCUUUGUUGGCGUGGUCUUUCCCAAGUGGCAGUGGACAGCCCCAGGGCUAGGGGACAGAACUUGCUCAUUUCAUACUCCAUUGUCCCCUGCUGUGCCCACAGGUGGGGAUGGCUGGGCAGACGAAAAUGUAAAAUAUAACGUUUCUUGAUUAUGUAUCCCCGAGGUCUUGAUCCCAUCUAACUAAAGUAAACUGAGAGAGACCAGCUGCCCAUCCUUGCUUUGAGAGAAUUACUGACCAUACCAUGCUUCUAGAAACCCUGGGAGGAAAUUUUGUCUCUUUAGCUCUUGUGAAUACUUUACUGACCCUCGACCCCAUGUCUUCUCUGGGCUCUGAACCAUCUUGAAUGCCAGAAACAUCUCUCAUGAAACAGCUUCAAUCCCCAGGCUCCAUGAAAUGAUUAUCACCCAGGCAGCCUGACGUUCAUUAUCUCAGAUAAGAGCCGCAGAAUAAUGAAGAUAUUGAGUUAUUCCCGCCAGGCCCCAUGAGUAAUGAAAAGCCUGAAGGAAGGGCUCAUUCAUUAAGAUUUUAUAAGCAGGGGAGAAUAAAAAGAUACUUGUUUUCAAGAAAUCCAUUUUUGUCCAGUCUAGUCUUAACAUUAGAAGAACUUUGUAGAGAAUGUAAAUGUAUUUAAAAAAUAAUAAUAAUUAAAAGGAAAUCCAGUGCCUGUUAGAAAGGGGUCUUUUACCUACUGGUGAAAUGUUGACAAAUUCUAACCAGCCUGACGAGAAGUUGGGUUUUGUUUUGUGUUCUGUAGGCAUGUAAGUAUGUUUAAUGCAUAUGUUGAGAUGCAAGUAAAGUUCACCUCAUUGGAAUUAGCUCUUCUCCAUGACUUAAGCUGACAGUGCCUUUACGGUUUCUAAGUCAACUGGAAGACAUCAAUCAUUUGAAAUUACCAAAAAGAUGAAAAUUGACAACCCUACCCCGAAGAAGCAACACAAGCCUAGUCUCAUAAGUACAUGUAGAAGUCUGGCACUAUAGGAGAUCCUGAGAACGUGCUUGAUGUGCACAGAAAUGAACCAUCCCAGAGCCUGGAGCUGAGCGUGGACCUCUCCUGUUUUGCAACUAAUCGUUUUAUUAGCAAUGAGCUAAAAGAGAGAGGGAGAGAGAGAGGAAGGCAAAGAAUGAAAUUAUGAAGAAAGGGAGCAUUUAGCAAAUAGUAUUGACUUUCUGUUUCUCGAGACUAUUGAUAAUGGACUUGUAAUUUUCACAAACUUUGUCUAGUUGGCUGAUGGGGCCACAGUGAAUUCACUGAACAGAUACAGAAAAACUGGUACACAUAAAUCUGCUUAAGAAACCAUCGCUUCCAGUUCAGAAGUUAGUAGUAAGUUUACGAAGACUGUCUAAAGACAGUGAUUUCACAUGUGUGAUGAUAGAAGGUGUGCUUACCUGUGCAUCUCUGAACUAUGAAUUCUCAUGGAGAGCUCACUUACUCUGGGUGAACACCACCCAUUUUCCAUUGCAGGGUUUUUAUAGUCGUACAAAAGGUAAACCAACAGCUGUCAAUGUGUUGUCUCCAAUAGCAGAAGGAAAACACACCAAAAAAAAUAAAUAAAUAAUGUCCCUUUUCUAUCAGUUUCUCCUAUGCUUCAGAUAGAAAAUCAAUUCAGAACAAAAACAAAGUGAGGGUUUUGUUUGUUUGUUUGUGUGUUUUGUUUCAUUUUGUUUUGUUUGAAAUUCCGUUCCUGGAAUCAAAGCAAAACUUUUGGAAAUUAAUUCCAUCAAAGGUAAAACAUCUAAAGCAAUUGCUCAUUCUGUUCUAAACGUAUUUUUAAAAGUUCAAGGUCGGAAGUAGAGUAAUUGCUUGCUAUUAUGAAUACAUUCUUGGCAGAGCAGAGCAUUAUUAAAAAAAACAUAAUAUUGUUAACUUAAUAAACCAGUGGAGUCGAAAUGCAUUUGAAGUUCGUUGUGGCACACAUAUUUGUAAUUGCGUCCAAGCAAACUGUGAUAUCCUAGAAAUAAAUAUGGAAGCUGUAAUUGCCAAUAUUUUAAAAAUAAUCUAAGCACAUCAUUUUGUGAAUUAAAAAAAAACCUGGCAGAUUCGUUGGUGCCUCUUUCACCAGUUGGAUUUUCUACAGAAACAGUUUAAUCUCGGAAGAUCUGUAGAGUCAACGUAAGUGCCUAAUGGUGUUUUUUGAUGUAUAUUUUAAAUGUUUAUUUAUUUUUGAAAGAGAGACAGAGACAGAGCACAAGCAGGGGAGGGGCAGAGAGAGGGAGACACAGAAUCUGAAGCAGGCUCCGGGCUCUGAGCUGUUAGCACAGAGCCCGACGUGGGGCUCGAACCCACGAACCGCGAGAUCAUGACCUGAGCGGAAGUCGGACGCUUAACUGACUGAAUCACCCAGGCGCCCCAACGUAUUUUUUUUUUUAAAUAACGGCAUUGUCUAUAUUUCGGCUGUAUAUUUCUUUCAGAAUCAUUCAAAAUCUUUAAUCACGGUGUUCAAAAAUUAGAAAAAAAACUUUAGCUUUUGGCGCUUUAGAAAGUUACCUUGUGAAAACCAAACCUGUGAUCCAGACGGUACUUAGAUGGCUCUGGAGAGACAGCAAAUUGCACAACCGGGCCGCCACUGUGUUUGAUUUAAUUUUCAGACUUAAUCAUUGUGUGUUGGGAUAUAUCAGUGUGUGGGAAGACUAUUUUGAUUGAGCUCAUAUGCUAAAUUGGAUCUCUUGAUACCCUGUACAGAAAUGACACAAAGUUAAGAAGCCCUGUGAUUUUUCUAACAUUUGAAUUCAGUGAGCACUCAAAAAAAUCAUCAAGAGAAACAAAAAUUUGGUGAAUUUUGUCUUAAAACAUAGGUAUUGAGGAAAGUUGCUCUAUGUUACUAUAAAGAUAGUACCUAUGAAAAUAUUCGGCAUACCCAUGCAAACCAUGAUUAGAAAUGAGCAUGUCUUUCCAUUUAACGUAUUUUCUCUGGGUUUGUUGUGUCGUAUCUCAGCAUCUGUGGAGAGAAUUUUCUCAACUAAAAAGAUACGCUUCAGAGGAGCCAAUUCAAUAUGCUAAUAAUUCCAAAUUUAUAAGCCAUAAAAUGUAACUUGACAAAAAUUCCAGAUAAUUUUAUGGAAACAUUUAAAAUAGUAAGACUAUUAAAAAAUUCUCUCACAAACGAGAUUCUAUCAUUAACAGAAUGAAGGUUGUGAACUAUACCAAAAAUAAUUAUUCCUAGUGUAGGGGAGGAAACCGUUUUCCUUGCCCC
Molecule: messenger RNA, 6405 nt
Organism: Acinonyx jubatus (cheetah)
Lineage: Eukaryota; Metazoa; Chordata; Mammalia; Carnivora; Felidae
Gene: VWC2
Product: von Willebrand factor C domain containing 2
Exons: 4
Coding region: 551-1513 (320 amino acids)
Biological process (GO): negative regulation of BMP signaling pathway
Cellular component (GO): AMPA glutamate receptor complex
Molecular function (GO): protein binding
Source: RefSeq, a predicted model, not a curated record